UAAGGGACCGAGCACGAUAGAAACUCGAGAAUGUUUGCGACCUGCUCGUAGUUUAACUGUUUAUGGGAGUGAGUAUCCAAUUCUGCACAUUUUCACGGGGUUAGCCGUUAGUCGCCAACAUAAUUCGCGGGAACUUCGAGAGAGAGAGCAGCGCGCGCAAAUGGACGACACAGGGACGAUCCUCUUCCAAAUUUCGACUCUCAAAGACAUGCUUGAUAAGGUUAACGAUGAAAUCGAAACGAACAUUCAGAUUACAAGAGAAAUCGAAUCGGAAAUCGUUAAAAUUGAGGAGAUUGAGACUGCGUUGGAUGCUAGAGAAUCUGAGCUCAUGAAGUUGAUUUAUUUGUCUCAGUAUGAACUAAGUGGUUUCAUUGCUGUUACAGUUAACUCAAGAAAGUCAGUAGCAGCUUUGACAGAAGAGAUUAAUCAUCAAAGGAGGAAAAAAGCUGACCUACUUGAGAGAUUGAACAAGAAGCGGGAAAUUUUUUCCACGGCAUGCAUUGAAUUCCAAAAGAAUAUUGAAAGUGAAGAAUGCAACAGAGUCAGGUCAAUGUUGUUGGAGAAAGAAUCUCUUGAGGAUGAGAUCCAAAAGCUUGACCGGAUAGAUACCAAAUUCAGAAUUCCAAUGACAGCAGUUUCGGACGAGAUUCUUGAAGAUCUUCACAGUUCUAACUCUGCCCUAGCAAUGGAGAUACAGGAAAGACAGGCGGAGCAUGAGAGAUUGCUGAAAGAAAUUGAGCAAUUUAAGUCUGUACUGCUUUCCACCAUUUCUGACGUUGACGAUCCAUGGUGAUUGUUGUAAAGGUACUAUAUUGCAGUAGAUGCCAGUUAAAGAUGCCUCGAAACAAUAUCUACAGACAAAUCAUCCCUUGACUGUUGAAAGUAAAUGACCAAAUAAAGGCUUAUUAGGUUGGCUAUAUUCCUCUCAAACAACUUGUUAGUUGCUAACAUAAGAACAAUUUUUCUUAGUAUAAGAAGAAAGCAGUUGUUAUCUUAGAAAAUGCUACUGAAUUAGCUGCAUUGCUUUUGUAGCGAUGAUUGUAUAAAAAUGUUGUUGUACUUGCUACGUUUUCUCAAGUCAUUAAUACAAAGCAAAAUAUAACAGUUCUGGUUA
Molecule: messenger RNA, 1114 nt
Organism: Spinacia oleracea (spinach)
Lineage: Eukaryota; Viridiplantae; Streptophyta; Magnoliopsida; Caryophyllales; Amaranthaceae
Exons: 6
Coding region: 161-793 (210 amino acids)
Source: RefSeq, a predicted model, not a curated record